Aspergillus viridinutans is the source of this 828-nucleotide messenger RNA. RefSeq lists its product as uncharacterized. Lineage: Eukaryota; Fungi; Ascomycota; Eurotiomycetes; Eurotiales; Aspergillaceae. The record is from RefSeq and is a predicted model, not a curated record. Bases 1 to 828 code for a protein of 275 amino acids. The transcript has 4 exons.
AUGUCUUCCUCUCCAGAAUACGUCUUCACCCGCGACUACUUGGACAACAACCGCAUCAACCUGCAGCACUAUUUGGUCGUCCAACUUUUUGGAUACCGCAUCCACCCGUCGAUCCCCGUCAAGGAUGUGAGCAACCUACGGAUUGCAGAUGUUGGAACUGGUACUGGAAUCUGGCUUACUGAUUUGGCCGACGAAUUCCCUGCAACUGUCCAACUGGAUGGACUUGACAUCUCCUUCGAUGCUGCUCCUCCACGCGACUGGCUCCCACCCAACAUGAGCCUUCACCAUUGGGAUAUUAAGGCCGAAGUCCCUGAGCACCUGGUUGGUGUCUAUGACGUGGUUAAUGUUCGCCAUUUCGUCUUUGUUCUCCAACAGUCUGACUUGAAGGGUGUCCUCGACAAUCUAUUCAAACUUCUCAAGCCCGGAGGGUAUCUUCAGUGGACUGAUUUCGACAUGUCCUCACUUCGUGUCGAGAAGAUCAAUCCAGACAUCAAGGUGGACGCGCAGGUCAAGUUAAUGGAACUUUUUCAGGCCAACGAUACCCGUCUUCGUUCCGCGUGGGGUGCCAGUCUGCCCUCGCUUUUUGCACAGAGCGGGUUCACCAAUGUCGAAUCGGAUGUGAAGGAUGCACCACCCCAUUUGGCAGUUGCACUGCAUGAGUGUGGGCUGUUGGCCACGGAGGUCUUAGCCCGAAACAAAGCAGGUGGGAACGAGCAGAUGGUGCAGCAACUUAGACAAACCUUGGCGGAGGCUGCAAAGGAGACUCGGGAGGGAUCUGUUUUGGUUUUUACUAGACUCACUGUUGUUGGUCAGAAGCCGAGCCAGUAG